Molecule: messenger RNA, 2133 nt
Organism: Diplodia corticola
Lineage: Eukaryota; Fungi; Ascomycota; Dothideomycetes; Botryosphaeriales; Botryosphaeriaceae
Product: p-loop containing nucleoside triphosphate hydrolase protein
Exons: 1
Coding region: 1-2133 (710 amino acids)
Molecular function (GO): ATP binding; ATP hydrolysis activity
Source: RefSeq, a predicted model, not a curated record
AUGCCAUCGCACGACGCCAAUCGAACCGCGACGAAUGAUGGCGCACCAUCGCCCAGCACCAUGGACGAAUUCAUCCCUCUGCUCUACAAGCUACUCUUGAAGACCACCGAGAACAUUUCCAGCCAAGACACACCCAAGAGCUCCAACAGCGAAGGCGAUGCCGAUGAUGCAGAGCCGGCCGAGGGCCCAGGAUCCAGACUCUCGAUCAAGGCACUCGUCGAACGCCCAGACAAAGAAAACGGAGAGCUCGAAAUCAUCGAGAAGGACAAGUACUCCAAGUCUCAAAAUGACUCCAAGUUUGCUUCCCACGCCCUCGUCACCAAGCAGACCUUCGACGCCAAGAGAAACCUCGAAAAGACGACCGUCGAGAUCAACUCACCCCACAUCCGAGCUGCACUCAGCCAAGUCGUCAGCUACUACCCCUCCGAGUCCCUGAAAUUCGGCCAAGAGGAUUCGGUCGUCUGCAAGAGCCCGUACGCCAUGCUGCACCACCACAAGACCGAGCUCCACCAAUACGCCGCAAAGGCGGUAGAGUCCGGCAACGCCGAAGCAGACACCAUCACGGCGCACAUCAAUCUCCUUCUGGCCUUCCUCGAGUCGGAGAUGGGCGAUGAUGGACCUGCGCUCCGCAACAUGGUCGAUGCUGGCCUGAUUACCUUUGACCUGCUCUGGGCCAUCUUCAAGCCCGGCGACGUCCUGUUCGCCUCCGAACACGGCCAUCCGCGUCUGUACCGGUGCAAGAAGGCUGCGUACGGACACGCACUGCAGGGCGGGAAAUACUUCGACGUCACCUGCGAGUUCACCAACGGCGAUGGCCUGAGGGCCGGCACCUCCACCGUCAGCAUCAGAAUCUGGCACGGCGAGGUUUUCGUCGGCACCGGAACUACUGCCAUCGACAACCUUCCCUUGUUUCCCUUGAGCUUCCUGCGCCACCAAGACGACCUCGAGGAGCGCCUCAUUGAGAGAGGCAACCGCUAUCUUGAUAUCCGCGGCGUUACCACCUGGGACUACGAGGGGCUCUUUCUGUACCUGAAGAAUCCUCCGUACGACUACUACAACGAGUGUGCAUCCUUCAAUGGCAUCUGGCUCCCUCACACGGCCUCGCACCGCGUCGUAGUCGAUCCGAAAACCUUUGUCGAGGAGGCCACCAAACACGCUCAGGGCUUUGACUGCGACGAUGAUGAAGACGACGACGACGACGACGACGACGACGACUGCCGCCGCCGCGACAUGGCCAGCCAGAAGCCCUCAGCCUUCUCCAACGCCACCGCUGACCCGCUCUUCUGCCCUCCCUUCGUCUUCGGCUUCUCCCUCGAAACAAAGCAGUGGUGCAAGCUCUUCAUCGACUCCCUUAGCCCCGUCCAGUGGAUCCCCAACGCCAUGGACUCUCUCAUCAUCCCCCCCGCCCAGCGGCACCUUAUCCAGGCCCUCGUCACUGCGCACCGCUUCCCGGAGAACGCGCGCAACGAAGCCAGCCUCAAGGGCAAGGGCCUCAUCGCCCUCCUGCACGGCACGCCCGGCAGCGGCAAGACGCUGACGGCCGAGCUGGUGGCGGAGCAGACGCGGCGGCCGCUGCUGAAGAUCUCCACGGGCGAGCUGGGCUCGUACGGCACGCGCAUCGCCAUGGAGAUGCAAGGCCUGCUGACGUACGCCUCCAUCUGGCGCGCCAUCGUGCUGAUCGACGAGGCCGACGUCUUCCUCGAGGCCCGCAGCAGCGGGCCCGACCAGUUCGAGCACAACAACCUCGUCGCCAUCUUCCUGAAGCAGCUCGAGUACUUCCAGGGCAUCCUGUUCCUGACGUCCAACCGCGUCAGCAUCUUCGAUCCCGCCAUCCGGUCGCGCCUGCACCUGGCCUUGCAGUAUCACGCCCCGGAUGCCGAACGGCGGAAGCAGAUUUGGAGGCAGCAGUUGGGCCGCGUCGAGGCCGAGGACAAGGACUUGGAUCUUGACAGCGUUGUGGAGAGGACGCAUCGUGUCGAGAUGAACGGAAGAGAGAUCUCGAAUGCGGUGAAUACGGCGCUUACACUGGCCAAGAGCGAGCAUGGGAAACUGGGGUUGGAGCACUUGGAGAUUGUGCUGAAGGUGUGGGACGACUUUGAGUCCACUCUGCGGAAUAUCGAGGAUAGCUCGUAG